Salvia hispanica is the source of this 2549-nucleotide messenger RNA. RefSeq names its product putative galactinol--sucrose galactosyltransferase 2. Lineage: Eukaryota; Viridiplantae; Streptophyta; Magnoliopsida; Lamiales; Lamiaceae. The record is from RefSeq and is a predicted model, not a curated record.
UGCAAUAAUGCUUUAUUCAUGGCCACCGCGGUGUCUUCCACUUCUCUCAGGACUCUGCGAUUCAAAUUCAACAACCUCUCUCCAAUUUCGCCGGCAAAUGGCUUCCUACGCCUGCGCACAACCUCACGCUGCGGCGCCGCCAGAUGGUCCAUGUUCGUCAAGACUCCCCCCGCUCUCAAAGAUGGAGUCUUGACCUUCAACGGCAGGGACACGCUUCUGGGCGUGCCGGAGAAUGUCCUGCUCACGCCUUGCUCUGAUUCAGCCGCCUUCUUGGGCGCCCUUUCCUCUCAGACCACCUCUAGACAUGUCUUCAAGCUCGGUCUUAUUCAAGAAGCGAGAUUGUUGUCUCUGUUUAGGUUCAAGAUAUGGUGGAUGAUACCGCGAGUGGGGAGUUCAGGAAAGGACAUUCCUGCUGAAACGCAGAUGUUGCUGCUGGAGGCAAGGGAAGAGCCAAAUGUUGCAGAUCCUGAUGGAAAUACAGCUUAUGUGCUGUUUCUGCCUAUAUUAGAUGGAGAAUUCAGGAGCAGCCUGCAGGGGAACUUAGCUAAUGAGCUAGAAGUUUGUGUCGAAACUGGCGACUCUACCAAAAAUGGACCUGGGGCUUCCAGAGCAGUUUUAGUGAACUAUGGAAGCAACCCCUUCGAAUUAAUCAAGGAAUCUAUGAAGAUUCUGCAAAAGUACAGUGGAACAUUUGCUCUUAGAGAGACUAAGCAGUUGCCUGGGAUGCUUGAUUGGUUUGGUUGGUGCACUUGGGAUGCUUUUUAUCAAGAUGUAAAUCCCCAAGGAAUCAGAGAUGGGCUGAAAAGCUUAUCUGAGGGUGGCACUCCAGCGAGGUUUUUAAUCAUUGAUGAUGGAUGGCAAGAUACAGCCAAUGAGUUCCAAAAGUUGGGAGAGCCUCUCCGAGAAGGGUCACAGUUUGGUGCAAGGUUGAUGAGUAUAAGAGAAAAUGAGAAGUUUAGGAAGGCAUCAAAUUAUGAUUCAAGCAGCAAGCCGCGUAGUUUAAAGGACUUUGUUUCUGAUAUAAAGGAAACUUUUGGCCUCAAGUAUGUAUAUGUAUGGCACGCAUUAAUGGGAUACUGGGGUGGACUUCAUCCAAAUUGUCCCGGAACUCAGAAAUACAAUCCGACAGUAAAGUUCCCAAAGCAAUCGAUAGGAAAUCUUGCACAUCGCAGGGAUAUAGCCAUGGACCGUAUGGAGGAGUAUGGUGUUGGUAUGGUUGAUCCAGAAAGGAUAUUUGAGUUUUAUGACGACCUGCACAGCUAUCUCGUGUCACAGGACGUGGAUGGAGUUAAGGUGGAUGUGCAAAAUAUACUGGAAACACUAGCCACGGGUUCAGGAGGUCGAGUUUCGCUUGCUAGAAUUUUUCAUCAAUCUCUCGAGAAGUCCAUAUCUAACAACUUCCAAGACAAUAGUAUAAUAUGUUGCAUGGCUCAGAGUAACGAUUCUCUUUACAGUGCAAAUACGAGUGCCAUUACCCGUGCAUCGGAUGAUUAUUACCCCAAUAACCCGACUACACAGACACUGCAUAUAGCUGCUGUAGCUUUCAACAGUUUACUCUUUGGUGAAGUAUUCGUCCCAGAUUGGGAUAUGUUCUAUAGCCUCCAUGAUUCAGCUGAGUUUCAUGCAAUUGCUCGUGCGGUUGGUGGUUGUGGUGUCUAUGUGAGUGACAAACCUGGAAAGCAUGAUUUCGAGAUACUAAAAAGGCUUGUGCUGCCUGAUGGAGGUGUGUUGAGGGCGAAGUAUCCUGGAAGGCCUUCCCGUGACUGCUUAUUUGUCGAUCCUGUUAUGGAUGGGAAAAGCCUUAUGAAGAUAUGGAACCACAACAAAUUUUGUGGAGUGCUUGCUGUGUUCAACUGCCAAGGAGCAGGAGCCUGGCCUGGUCUGGAAAACACCGUUCAACGAGAUGGCCUCGAGCUGACUGGGGACAUAUCUCCAGCCGAUAUAGAGUAUCUCACAGAAAUCGAUCUGCAGCCACAGACUGGAGACUUUGCAGUCUUUUCUUUCAAAUCAGGUUUCCUCUUUCGAGUUUCACUCCAUGGAAAGCUGACUAUGAAGCUGAAAACCUUGCAAUGUGAUGUAUUCACAGUGUCUCCAAUCAAGUCGUACAAUGAAGAUCUCCAGUUCGCCCCACUUGGUUUGAUAAACAUGUACAACUCAGGAGGGGCCAUUGAUGCAGUUGAGGCUAUCAACGACCCUUCGUUCAACAAAAUACGAAUCAGAGGAAGAGGAGAAGGUGUUUUCGGAGCCUAUAUGAGUUCGGAACCUAAGGUUUGCUAUGUGAACAUGGAAGAGGUACAGUUUAACUUUAGCAGUGAAGAGCACUUUUUGACAGUUAUUGUUCCAAUUGGAACAACUUCAUGGGAGAUAGAUAUUCAUCAUUGAGAUCCAUUUUUUCUUUACAAUUCUUCAAAAAUACUGCAGCAAAUAUUAACUAUUGUUAUAGUUGUAGUAAAUCAUCCAAGUUGUACAGUUCUUAAUUUGCUUGAGCUCUGUACUAGUAUAUAAUUUAUGACUUGGAUUAUUUAUUCUAUUGCUGAUUUAUUUGGGUA